GCAAAGCGCGAUGAAAAGUUAAUGAACCUCCUUGUGGCUCUCAAUAACAAGGGGCCAGCCAACAGUACCAACGUAAGAAGGGGACGGGACUCUGGUCAUAGCUCGCAGAUAGGUCCAAAAAUGGCUAAGAACACAUCUGGUCAGCAAGGUGGUCAGCUAUAUAAGGGCCACAAAAGAGGAUCACGAAACACAAGUAGUGUCACUGAUAGGCGCAUGUAUCAGUAUCGGGGCGCAAAAUGCAAGGAGUGGCUUGCCAUAACUACUGGCAGUAGUAUACUGGUGGACUUAAAGACCAGCCUUGCUCAUAGUCACCCCCUGCCUGACGGCGCCGAUCUUGUCACCAAUAUUAUUUCCAAAUUCGAGAGGCGGUACCGCAGCCACACUCCAAGAGCUGGAAUCCCUAAUGUGCUCGAGGGUAAGGGGCUGCACAAAGAAGAUUCGGUCGAAGCCGGGUUCGCACUCCUCCUCCAGAGCAUUGUCGAGGAGCUCGACAAAUCGGUCCCCGGUGCGCGUACUUUGGGUUACCUGGUGACAUCGAACAAGGAAAUCGAUGGGAAAGGUAAGCCGGACAUUAGCAUAGUUCCGACGGGAUGGUGCGAAAAUGAGCAUGUCAGGUGGCAUGACAUGGCUUCAUUCGUCGAGCUUAAGGGAGCGCGUAUACCAGCUACGGAUACGAAAAGCCAUGGCCAACUCUCAACUUACCUUCUCCGCAUGUGGGAGAGCUACUGGCGAAUCCAUUGCGUCGGAAUGAUGGUGAUUGAGGGCAAGCUCUGGGCCUUCUCCAACACACGCGGUGGCAUCUGCAAAGCAGAGGUUGGUAAGCUGCCGUUCAUAAAGUACAGCGACGAUACGGCUAAACGUUCCAAAGGCAUCGGGCACUGUGUGCUCUCCAUGGACCAAGCGGGCGAAAUCUCCCGGCCCUCCAACGUGGAUGCCUGCAAAGAUACUGUACGAUUCCUCUUUACCAUAUUUACUCUGCCUAUUAGCCACUUUGGAUGGCUUUUCCCCUGUGAGAGGAGCUGUGUUUCCCCCUUCACAUUCGUGAAGCCGAUCGUUGUUGCUCCUGUGGAACCUCUGUGGAUGAUUCAGCCUAGCGCUAUUUCUGAUCUCUUCGGCGCUGCAGCUACAUCGAGCAGCCUUGAGUCUAUAACCAUCACGCCUCUCAUUGGCAGGUCAGAGCUAUUGGGGUGCUGCCAACGGCCAGUCGGCACAAUCUCGUGGGGCUGUAAAGCCAUUUCGAAUGCUACUGGUAGCGAGACCCCCUGCUUCCUCAAAGUGCUAUGGGGCAAGAGUCGUCUUCUACGCGAGUCGUAUAUCUAUGAGCAGCUGGCUCUAGCUGGCGUUCCGCACAUGCCAAAGGUACACUGGCACGGGCAAUUUGCCCACAUAGGUGGUGUCAACGCGAAUAUCGGAUCGAUGUGCGGUGAAGCCUAUCUCAUGGAGGACUGUGGAGAUACGAUCGACGAGUUCGUCGCUAAUAUUAAGGCGCACUCUGCCGAUGAGUGGCGCUUGGUCAACGUCGCUACUGGAUAUCUCCACACCCUAUUUGCUGCAUCGGCUGGCGAGCCCUCAACGAUCCACCGCGAUAUCUCAUCAGGCAACUUUCUGGUAUGCAACAGAAAGCAGUGUGCUGAUGAUGAGCCAUUUGUUAUUGACUGGGAGUUUGCACUCCUUCUAUGUGAUGGCCGCCGUGUAAAUGAUGUUGGCGUAGUUGCGAUCACUGGGACGAGGGUUUACAUGGGAUGGUGCAUUCUCAGUGGCACGGAAUGGAGGUCGCUGGUCGACGAUAUCGAGUCUAUGUUUCUCACACUCUUCCACGUGAUCUAUAAGGUAUUCCCUAACACCAGCAGGAGCAAAUCGGAAAUGGAUGCCAUCUGGGGCAACAGCGUUGAUGACAAGGAGCUGCUGCACAAACGCGAGGACUGGUUCCAAACCGAGAAGAGUUGCAUGGCAUAUAUCUCCGAGAGGUGUCACACAAGUUGGCGCAAAUUGCUUAGGCUUGUUAUGUUUGUUGAAUGUGAGGGGAUUUUAAAAGUUAUAUUUAAUACUGAAGAAAAGAGAGAAAAAGGAAUAGACAAGUUGCGCAGGG
Molecule: messenger RNA, 2089 nt
Organism: Linderina pennispora
Lineage: Eukaryota; Fungi; Kickxellomycota; Kickxellomycetes; Kickxellales; Kickxellaceae
Exons: 3
Source: RefSeq, a predicted model, not a curated record